UCAAAACGUCGAGGCGGUUUAAGUAAAACAUCAACUCAGCUAAAAGUUCAUCAGAAGACUCACACAGGAGAGCAGAAGAAAGGCUUCUCUGACUGUGGAACUAGUUUCUGUCAACUUUCCCACUUAAAAACACAUGAACGUAUACAUACAGGAGAGAAGCCGUACGUCUGCUUUGACUGUGGGGCAAGUUUCUCUCGUCUGGGCACCUUAAAAACACACCAACGUAUACACACAGGAGAGAAGCCUUACGUCUGCUCUGACUGUGGAAAAUGCUUCACAACAUACACUGUGCUAAAAGUUCAUCAGAGAACACACACAGGAGAGAAGCCUUAUUCCUGCUCUGACUGUGGAAAGAGUUUCUCUCAACUUAACAACUUAAAAUCACAUGAACGAAUUCAUACAGGGGAGAAGCCUUAUUCCUGCUCUGACUGUGGAAAAUGUUUUAAAACAUCAAAUGAGCUAAAAGUUCAUCAGAGAACACACACAGGAGAGAAGCCUUUCUUCUGCUCUGACUGUGGAAAAUGCUUCACAACAUCAAGUGAUCUAAAACUUCAUCAGAGAACACACACAGGAGAGAAGCCUUAUUACUGCUCUGACUGUGGAAAACGUUUUAAAACAUCAACUCAGCUAAACGUUCAUCAGAAGACUCACACAGGAGAGAAGCCUUUCCUCUGCUCUGACUGUGGGGCGAGUUUCUCUCAUCUGGGCACCUUAAAAACACACCAACUUAUACACACCGGAGAGAAGCCUUACGUCUGCUCUGACUGUGGAAAAUGCUUCAAAGCAUCAACUGAGCUAAAAGUUCAUCAGAGAACACACACAGGAGAGAAGCCGUAUUGCUGCUCUGACUGUGGAACUAGUUUCUCUAAAUUUUCCCAAUUAAAAACACAUGAACAUAUACAUACAGGAGAGAAGCCUUACGUCUGCUCUGACUGUGGGGCGAGUUUCUCUCAUCUUGGCAACUUGAAAACACACCAACGUAUACACACAGGAGAGAAGCCUUAUUCCUGCUCUGACUGUGGAAAGAGUUUCUCUCAACUUAACAACUUAAAAUCACAUGAACGUAUACACACAGGAGAGAAGCCUUACGUCUGCUCUGACUGUAGAAAAAGCUUCACAACAUCAACUCAUCUAAAAGUUCAUCAGAGAACACACACAGGAGAGAAGCCUUACUCCUGCUCUGACUGUGGAAAACGUUUUAAAGCAUCAAAUGUGCUAAAAGUUCAUCAGACAACACACACAGGAGAGAAGCCUUACUCCUGCUCUGACUGUGGAAAACGUUUUAAAACAUCAACUCAGCUAAAAGUUCAUCAGAGGACUCACACAGGAGAGAAGCCUUUCUUCUGCUCUGACUGUGGGGUGAGUUUCUCUCAUCAGGGCACCUUAAAAACACACCAACUUAUACACACCGGAGAGAAGCCUUACGUCUGCUCUGACUGUGGAAAAUGCUUCAAAACAUCAACUGAGCUAAAAGUUCAUCAGAGAACACACACAUGAGAGAAGCCUGCUUACGUCUUCUCUGAUUAUUGGUUGAGUUUCUCUCACCAUAGCAACUUAACACACCAAUGUAUACACACAGGGGAGAAGCCUUACUCCUGCUCUGUGGAGGGGUGGGAGUGUAAGUCAAACGUCUAGCCAAAGGCUGCUUGUUUGAAUCUUAUCAAGGAGGACUUUAGCAUUUUAGCUAAUUAGCAACUUUGCAACUUCUUACUACUUUUUAGCUAUGUCAGCAUGUUAGCUUAGC
Salvelinus namaycush (lake trout) is the source of this 1744-nucleotide messenger RNA. RefSeq names its product zinc finger protein 658B-like. Gene Ontology annotation, biological process: regulation of transcription by RNA polymerase II. The record is from RefSeq and is a predicted model, not a curated record. NCBI's taxonomy places the organism in Eukaryota, Metazoa, Chordata, Actinopteri, Salmoniformes, Salmonidae. Gene Ontology annotation, molecular function: RNA polymerase II cis-regulatory region sequence-specific DNA binding; DNA-binding transcription factor activity. The transcript has 2 exons. The annotation marks the transcript as partial.